CCCCCCCUCCCCAGGGAGACCUCGCCCGGCCCCUGGGACAGCGAGCCGCACGGGCCCCACAGCGGCGGAGACGGGCUGCGCCCCCAGGGCGUCUGGGUGGGGUGGGGGGGUUAAAGCGGUGCCUCCCCCCACGCCCAGCCGGGCUCCAGCUCGCUCCGCGGGGACGCGCUGGGGCGUGCAGGCGGCGAGCGCGGGCCCUUUAAGACCGGCGCGCGGGGCUCCAUGUGUGCGCGCGCGCGCGCGCGACAGAGAGAGAGAGAGCGAGCGAGCCCGCCACCCAACCCCUCCCCUGCGCUGUCAAUCAGCCGGCGGCUGCUUUGAUGUCUCCAGCCCUUGGCUGCUGAGGCUCCGCCGCCUCGCUCGCACACACCGCUCGGCGCCGGGCGCUCCAGAGCCGUGUCUCUCCCGGUCGGAGCCUCGGGCUUGCACUACCCCAGGCUGCUACUUCGCUGAACUUUCCGGGGGCUGGCUGGGGGGGGGGCGGGGAGGGGGGUUGCUGCUGGCCCCGGGAUCCUGCUGCUGCUGCUUCACCAUCCCCCCCAGGCUGCAGCCUUGCAACCCCCCCUGCCCCCGCCCCUUCCCCCCCAAAAGGGUUUGAUCUUCGGGGGGUGGGGGGAGCGCGGCUGCAGCCGGCGAAGUUCCCGUGUGGCUCGGAAGGGGCGAGGCGGGGACGCGGGGGGGUGGGGACCAUGCCCCAGCUCAGCAGCGGCGGCGGGGAUGACCUGGGGGCCAAUGACGAGAUGAUCGCCUUUAAGGACGAAGGGGAGCAAGAGGAGAAGAUCCAGGAAAACGCCUUCACCGAGCGCGACCUGGCCGACCUCAAGUCCUCGCUGGUGAACGAGUCGGAGAGCAACAGCAGCCCCGCCGCCGCGGCGGCCGAUCCGGAGGCGAUCAGGCGUGUGCAGGAUCCUCAAAGGGUUUAUCAGGAGAAACUCCCGGAUCACAUGGAAGAUGGUAUAAAGCAUCAGGACACGGGGAUGUACAAAGGAUCUGCUUAUUCUGGCUACCCUUUUCUAAUGCUCUCAGACCCUUAUCUGCCAAAUGGAUCUAUGUCACCUUUGUCCAACAAGGUUCCUGUAGUGCAGCCGUCCCACGGAGUCCAUCCACUCACCCCACUCAUUCCAUACAGCAACGAACAUUUCAGCCAUGGCUCCCAUUCACCACACCUGCCAGCCGACAUCAACCAGAAACAAGGUGUGCACCGUCCUUCCCAAACAUCGGAUAUCCCUGGUUUCUACUCCCUCCCUCCCGGUGGGGUUGGACAGAUAACACCUUCUAUGGGAUGGCAGAGCCAGUCUGUCUAUCCGCUUCCGUCAUGUGGAUUUAGACAGCCGUAUUCGUCAGCGCUCUCUGCUGGGGCUACUUUCUCCAGGUUUACACAUCCCCUGAUGCUGAGCUCUGGAAUGCACACCACUGGAAUCCCUCAUCCAGCCAUAGUACCCCACUCUGGGAAGCAAGAAAUGGAUCAUUACGACCGGAGCAUGAAACCCCAACCAGAACCAAAGAGAGAGAAGGAAGCCAAGAAGCCCACUAUCAAGAAGCCCCUGAAUGCUUUCAUGUUGUAUAUGAAAGAAAUGCGGGCAAAAGUCAUUGCUGAGUGCACCCUGAAAGAAAGUGCAGCUAUCAAUCAGAUUUUAGGAAGGAGGUGGCACGCACUGUCACGGGAGGAGCAGGCCAAGUACUAUGAACUGGCCCGGAAGGAACGGCAGCUUCACAUGCAGCUCUACCCAGGCUGGUCUGCUAGAGAUAACUAUUCUUCAGGCUCUUCAGCCCGUGAACACACACAGUUAUACUCAGGGCCCCUGGAAUUCUGCGGCACUUCAGGGCCAGUUUCUGCGGCAAGGGGAAAAAAGAAAAGACGAGCAAGAGAAAAGCAGCAAGACUCCAAUUCAGCUGUAGAAGAGUUCAGGUUGGUGCACCCCUCCUCCUCCACUGAACAGGGAUGUUACCAACAUGCUAUCGUUGUUGGGUUCUCAGAACGAACUAUUGAUAACUCUCUUCACUGUUCUUAGGAGGAAAAAGAAGUGCAUUCGGUACUUACAAGGAGAAGGACGCUGUUCCAGCCCAGUUUCUUCCGAUGGAAGUGCUAUAGACUCCCCUCCCUCUCCUCUGGAUACGCUCCAAUGCAUAUCCUCUGCAUUUACUUCAGACAAGCUUGCGACACCUGCUGAUUUCGCACACAAAGAACAAAGCAAUCCUUUCCCCACCUCUAUUCAUGUCAAAAGCGCUCCAUGCUCCUCUGGACUGACCACUCACUGCUCAUCCACUCGGUGCUCAUCCAUGCCACACGUGUCAGUAGCAUCCAGCGACUCCUCAGAGUACAGUGUGCCAUCAACAGGAACAUAGUGCCACAUUGUACAAGUCAACACUUAUUAAUGCAUUGGGCACUUUGCUUUUACCAAGUGGUUUUGCUGCCCAUUGAAAUGGACUGGAGGCCCAAAUUACUCACCAUGCUGUAAAACUGUGUUUUCAAAGUCAAGGGGCAGUUGUGUCCUGAGCCCCAAAAUGAUUCAAAGAGGCUGGAAUAGUCAACAUUUUUAUCUGGAGCAAAGAUAGAAAAAUGGUGUCUCCCUCCAUAAAAAGGUUGAAAUGAGGACUCGCCAAAAUUAAAAAUGCCAAUCAGUAAACGAAUCUUUCAUCCCCACCCUGAGUUUCCUUUUACUGCAUCAUCUGCUGAAGUAGCUGAAAGUGAAAGCUAACUCCCUGGCUUCUUGCAGUAGAUGGUAGGUGCUAUAAAUCUUAAGCAUUGGUUUCUGUUUCUUGCAUCCCAAACAGCUUUGAACUGUAGUCAGUCACAGAUCUCUUGUAGCUAUUUCACCAUGGAGUUAGGAAAGCUGGUACAGGAGCAUUUUUUAAAAAGCCCGUCUCUGUCCAAGAGCUAAAUGUUAGGAAGCUAGAUUUCACUCUGACUGGCUCAUAAGAAAAAAGUGAAAUAUAGGCAAAUGAGGUGACUAUUAUUCAACUUCUUGUUUGAGGACAGAAAAAUAUUGUUUACAGGUAACAGGUCUUUGCAGACAUGUCAAGUUCUCUUAGCAUACAGAAUGGCAGACAAACAGUGAGAGCGCUCAAGGCAGAAAAGGAAGCUUGGACUGGCUGCUUGAAGGUCUAUCUAUCCAAUGUUUCAUUGUUUUAGAGCUAAAAUACAAUAGUAACAUGUUAGUCAAGUGCAGAGUCCUCCUUGCUGCUCAGGUUGUUCACAGUAAACACUGGAGAGUCAGACUCCUUCAGUAAAGGACCCUGCAAAGGCUCAGAGUAGACCCCAUUUGCCAUUACGUACUUGAUCCUACAGGUCCUUGCGUAACAGCUGCAGCAGGAUGCGUGGGAUUAAGAAUCAGCCCAAGUAUAAGUAGAGCAGAGGUGGGCGAAGUACGGCCCGCGGGACCGUCCUGCCUGGCCCUUGAGCUCCCCGCCAGGGAGGCUAGCCCCUGGCCCCUCCUCCCUCACAGCCACGUGGGCAGCACUCUAGGCGGCAGGGCUGCGCAGUCCUGCAGGGCAGCAUGGCAGGCUCCGGUCAGGCGGCGUGGCUGCCAGACAUGCUGCUCUGAGCGGCAUGGUAAGGGAUUCGGGGUGCAGUCAGGGAGCAGGGGGCGGUUGGAUCGGUGUGGGAGUUCUGGGGGGGGGGGGGGGGGCAGUCAGGGGACAGGGAACAGUUGGGGUUGGAAAGGUAUGGGAGUCCUGGGGGGCCUGUCAGAGGGUGGGGGUGUGGAUAGGGGGCGGGGCAGUCGGGACCAGGACCGGGGGGCGGGGGGUUGAAUAGGGGUGGGGGGUCCCAGCAGGGGGCCAUCAGGGGACAAGGAGCAAGGGGGUUGGGAGUUCUGAGGGGGGCAGUCGGGGGGGGGCAGGGGCAGGCUGUUUGCGGAGUCACAGCCUUCCCUACCUGGCCCUCCAUACAGUUUUGCAACCCCGAUAUGGCCCUCGGUCCAAAAAAUUUGCCCACCCCUGAAAUAGAGGCUAUAUGUAAGGUCAAAGCGUGGCCUGCUGCACAGAGCUGCUGUAACUCAAGCUCCUGUGCACUCACUCCCUUACUCUUACAGACCCAGGGUAGCGUAGAGAGUGGACAUGGCUUGAGCAUGAUGCUCAUCACAUUCAUGAGGUGCUUAGCUCCACUCUUCCCUCUUCAGCCUUUCUCCCCUUGGAGGCAGGGAUUUUGAGGCAGAUCACAGAGUCCCUGCUGUAGGGUUUGACGCCCCACACUCCCUGCCCAUCACCUUUAACCUCAGAUGUCACUCUGCAGCUAUGCAGUGCAGGACCAAGCUCUAAAUGUGGUUAUAAGUGAAAUGAGCUGGUAUACAGCGUCUACUAGCUAGUUGCACUGUAGAUUUUACAAUACAAAUUAUUUCCUCUCUACUCCUUUUCCCAUCCAGUGGCUGUCAAAUAUUAAUACAGUCUCUCGCUCUUGAAAGUGUCUAUGGAUUUCUGAUAUUUUAUUUAUAUUUUGAGCCUGGUAAACAUAAACCUUUAGGGGCCAGAUUCUGAUCUCAGUUCCACUGAUGUAAAUCCAGAGAUAUUGCACAAAAGGAACUGCCAUAACUCCAGAUUUAUACCAUUGUAACUAAGAUCAGAAUCCAGACCCUUGUUUUUUUUCCUGCUUUAUAAAAACCUAUUCUAGACUGAAGAGAAAAGUACCAUAAAACAUUGGGGGGGGGGCUAUUUUUUCUAUUGUACACGAUAGGAUUUAGAAUACUGAAUACAAACUUAAAGUAGUAUUAUAUAGGCUUGCAAGAAAUUUAAAAGAACCUUUGAUAUACAAACUAUUUUUGUAUUUUUUUCUUAAGGCAACAAAACCUUUUUUAUAUAUGUUUAUUCCAACUUUUUAAUAGGUUUCUAUAUCAGAGACUGAAGAUUAGAAAGCUGCUUAUAGUGUAGAGCACUAUAGUUAUUGGUUCCCCCCUCCCCAUUCAGUUCCUUUUGCUUGAAGUUGCUGUAGAUUUGGGGGGGGUGGGGGGGGAGGAGAAGAGGAGAACCAUGCAAAUUCUUUGCAAGAAAAUCUAAAGCUGGUGCUUUAUUAGUCUCUGUUUGCUGUGCAACUGCAACCUCUGUUGGUACUAACGGGAGUUACACGCACAAAUCCAAAAGAGCCUAUUUAACCCUUAGACCACUGGCAUUGUCUGCACUUCCACACAUGUAUAUGUAAAAGCAUAUACUGACAGUCACCACGUGGUUAAUUAUCUAGCACUGGAUCAAUAUCUGAACUAGUACCAUUUAAAUGAUUUCCAACCAAAGUGGUUAAAGCUGAGGUAGGUGACUAGUUGCAGCUUAACCACUGACUGUAACCUCACGCAAGUCUCUUCACCACUCUGUGCCUCAGUUUCCCCAUCUGUAAGAUGAGAAUGCUAAUCUUUUUUCAAGUGCUCUGAGAUUCUCAGAUAUAAAGUACUGUGGACAUGACAAGUAGUAGUAUUAUUAAAACCACAAGAUAUGGUUCAGCUAUAGCAUGGGUUAGUGGUUGGGUAUGUUAGUCAAAAAACUGGGUGUAAAGUGAAACUUGCACCUACUGUGGUUGUGCAAAACAAAUGUAACCUACCCCCUCAGCAGCCAUCACAAGAGAGUACAAAUGGACAAACAGAUGUGGCUAGCUAACACUCCGGGAUACUAUGGGAGAAAGUCCUGCAGUAUAUAAAUGGCACCAUUUGACCAAGAGCCAAACUCAAUGCUGGAGUAAACAGACACCACUACCAUUGACUUCAGCAUUCAGUGGAAGUGGCACCCACUUAGUCUAAUGCUAAUUGGGACCCCAGAAGUGCAUGGCAACAUCUGGGAAGGGCUGCCUGAUAUCACAGUCUACUCAGUUGAUUUCCAUUUCCCACUGUUGCAGGAUCUGCUUAGUAGCACUCUGGCUAACAGCCCCUGUUCCUGCUACAGCUUUUCCUCUUCUAUCCAAAGUGGGCAAGUGAUGUUUGCAUAGCUAUGGAACCAGGAUCAUUGGAUCCCUUUGCAACUUACACCCAUUUUCUGACUGCUGUACACUAUCACUAAAUGUGGCCCUUAACCUCUAGUCUUCUUCUGACUUUGUGCGAAAUAUAAUUUGCCCCACUUUAGUUGUACAAGUUCAGCUGUUGACCCUAUCCUCUGCUCUCAGAUACUAGGCUAAAUUCAGAAAGUCCUGUAGGUGGAGGGCUGUAACUGAGAGAGAGAGAGAGAGAGAGUGUGUGUGUAACAGAGCAGACUUCGAUUGUUUAGUUUUUGGAACAUACAAGGAGACCUUUAAGCUGCCCAUUCCAAGGAAAAAAUAUUGAGUAAGUGUUAUCACCUUUUACAACUUGCCCUAGGAAGCCAAAACAGAGAUCCUAAUUUUUUUAAAUACCAAAAAAACAUGUCUUUAGAUAUGCUAUAGGAAGUUUUACUUUUUUUUUAAAAAAAAAAAAAAAACCUUGCCUGUAAAUUUUUACUGCAGCAAGAUUUAGUUCUCAUAUGACAGUUUCAUUUUUAUUAAUUACCCAUUUGAUUUCCUGUUUGAAUGUAGAAGUCACAGAAAUACCACUUCAUUAAGUCAAGUAAAACCACUGUAUGUAUGUAGCACAGAUAAGUGUUUUGCAGCUGUACUUUCAUUUGUCCAAUAACUAUCCACCAUAUACUGUAAUUUUUUUUUACAUCACUGAGUUUGUAUUUUUUGGCUUUUAUGUUCAAAAUAUGUUUAUAGCUUUAUAAAUAAAGAAGUGUGCCAGCCUGGCCCUUCAAAAAGGGCCACUGGGGGGUUAUAAUCCUAUACAA
Messenger RNA from Chelonia mydas (Green sea turtle), 6711 nucleotides. RefSeq names its product transcription factor 7 (gene TCF7). Gene Ontology annotation, biological process: canonical Wnt signaling pathway; regulation of transcription by RNA polymerase II. Gene Ontology annotation, molecular function: RNA polymerase II cis-regulatory region sequence-specific DNA binding; DNA-binding transcription factor activity, RNA polymerase II-specific. The coding region runs from base 690 to 2012 and encodes 440 amino acids. The record is from RefSeq and is a predicted model, not a curated record. Gene Ontology annotation, cellular component: beta-catenin-TCF complex. The transcript has 13 exons. NCBI's taxonomy places the organism in Eukaryota, Metazoa, Chordata, Testudines, Cheloniidae.